Gilbertella persicaria is the source of this 769-nucleotide messenger RNA. Its product is annotated as actin cortical patch SUR7/pH-response regulator pali. Lineage: Eukaryota; Fungi; Mucoromycota; Mucoromycetes; Mucorales; Choanephoraceae. The record is from RefSeq and is a predicted model, not a curated record. Gene Ontology annotation, cellular component: cell cortex of cell tip; plasma membrane. The transcript has a single exon. Gene Ontology annotation, biological process: fungal-type cell wall organization. The coding region runs from base 9 to 635 and encodes 208 amino acids.
UUAUUAUUAUGAGCUUUUUUGGAUUUAUAGCCACUUUCUUUACAUUUGCUGCACUUGUUCUUCAAGUGUUUACCAUGAUUGGCUCAACCUAUAAUCAACCGUUUUUACGUUCACUUUAUUUUGCCAAAGUGAAUGAUGCAAGCGAAUUUCUGACAUUUGGUUUAUGGAAUUACUGUACUGGUUCUGGUGAUCAUAUCUUAAGCUGUAGUCACCCUACACCUGCUUUUGAUUGGAGUACAGUAGACAAUAUCAGCCAAUACCUUCAAAUCAACCACAUUGACAAAGUCUUCUUGACCAACUUUAUCUUAUACUGGAUUGCUUUGGGCUUUACUUUUAUUGCUCUCAUUAUCACUAUCAUGAGUAGUUUUAGAAGAGGUCCUGAUUUCUUGGCUUCUCUUAUGACUUUUAUUGCCUUUGUUGUCCAACUUGUCGUGUUUGUGAUUGUCUUGGUGAUUGCAGUCAAAGGCGUCAAUGCUGCUAAAGAUGCUGGUAGUUCAAUUUCCGGUAGUUUGGGUCCUUCCACUUGGAUGACACUCGGUGCUUUUGUUGCCUUAUUGUUCUCUAGUAUUUCUUACUGCUUUGCUUGUAUUUGUGGACCUGGUCGUGUUCGAUCUUCUGAAAAAUAUGACUAUUAGAAUGAAUACCAACUACUACUUUUUAUAUAUAUAUUUAUCUCUUAUUGUAUCAUAUAUCAUCCUGUACACUUUAAUAUGUAAUAAACCAAUGCUUUAUUUUCAUUGGAUAGUUUUGAAUGUCACUUUUGUUUCUC